This is a messenger RNA of Drosophila sechellia, 1075 nucleotides long. RefSeq lists its product as uncharacterized. Bases 358 to 1041 code for a protein of 227 amino acids. The transcript has a single exon. The record is from RefSeq and is a predicted model, not a curated record. Lineage: Eukaryota; Metazoa; Arthropoda; Insecta; Diptera; Drosophilidae.
AGGGAUCGGGGUAUACUAAUAGAAAUAGCGUAAUUUUUUUGGUUGGUGCGCCUUAGUCACUCAUAGGACGUACCUUCACAGUAAUAUACAUCUAUAUGUAGGUACACAUUUCUAUGCUUCUUUUUAAAGAAUUGAAUGCUGAAUGGAAAUUUGUUCUUUUGUAGACUUUACGAUGGCUCACUUGUCUUGGUUGAAUGAUGAUCAGGCUCAGCGCCAACUAAAGCUAUGAAAAGGAUUUUAGCUAGUAAUUCAGAGUAAAUAAAGAAAAUUUAAAAUUAAUACAAUUUUUUUACAAAACCAAGUGGGAUAUUAAAAUGUAAUCAACUGCUCAAAAAAACCUUUUUUCUGCCUAUUUCAAUGAUUAUGAAUCCGAUUUGCCAAGUCGAUAUCAAUAGGCCUGAGUGCCAGAAAUGGAUGGUCCAGGUAUACUCCAAAUGUCGGGAUCUCUUCAAAACUAAUACAUUGCCCAAUUGGGGUCAAGACAAUGCCCCUGUUGUCUAUAAGGCGGAUGUGGAAGCCAUGACCGUCCUGGAUUGCCAUCGGCUCAAGAGGGCAUUGGGCAAGGAAGUGGCGGAAGAGGAUGAGGAGGGGGAUGAGUUGGAUGACCUGGAUGACUUAGAUGAUCUGGAUGAGGGGGAGGAGGGUCUCGAUCCAGGGAAAUUGGUGGGUCUAUUGCUAGCCCUCUGCGCAAUCGCUAUUCUUUUCGUUCUCUUGUGUCGAAUGAAGCGCCGAAACAUAAAAUUAAAGGAAGUCGAGCUUCCAAAACCGGAAACCCAGGAAGCUCCACCCGUUUCACCCCAAAAAAAGAAAAUAAAUAGAGCCGCCAACUGCAAAAGCUGGAUGCGCAGGAGCUGCAGACCCUUCUUCCUCCACAACGAGUCCCAGGUAAGACAGUACCAAUCCCGUGCCGAAAUGGAGGUGGCUGUACACGAGGAACGCACCCGGCAGAAGAUCGCCAUGUGGACAAAGGCCCGGGAGAGAGAUGCCCAAAAGAAGAGAGAUAAGCUCCAAAGGAACGUGAACAAGGCUACCAAAACUUGAUGCCUUUUAUUUUUGAAAUAUUUGUAUGGCAAGC